Molecule: messenger RNA, 428 nt
Organism: Mycetomoellerius zeteki
Lineage: Eukaryota; Metazoa; Arthropoda; Insecta; Hymenoptera; Formicidae
Exons: 3
Coding region: 124-345 (73 amino acids)
Source: RefSeq, a predicted model, not a curated record
AUGCUUCGUGUUCCAGCGUACGUCAGUGCAUCUCCAUCCGAGUGUCUGUUCUGGUCUGAAUCGCCGUUAAUACUAGAGGUGAGGGCCAAAUCCACUCGAAGAAGAAGAAGCACUUCCACCUGAAUGUUUAGCGAUAUUUCGCGAACGUCAACGAGCAAAAUUUUCGUGUUGACUAAAUCUGUUUUGAGAACCCUCAAUAUGCUUCGGUUCCUGAUCAGUCUGAGUAUUGGAGUAUACGCCGGAAUAUACAUAGCCCAAAAUUACGAGGUGCCACGGGUGGAUGAACCAGCAAAACUGUACCAGCGAGUACUUCAGUUUCUAGAAGAAAAUAAAAAAAAGCCAUAGUAUAACCAUAGCAAUGUAUAUUUCUAAAACCACUUCCAAUACUAGAAGACGGAUAUGCUAUUAUCGAUGUAAUAUGAUGUAAA